AUGGCUUGUUCUGAUAAUUCGAACCUUUCAGAAUUAGAAAAUCUACCAAACCGCUCACAUUCGCCCCUCCCACAAAACCGAGAUGCAUGGGUGUCCGAGGCGUUAGACUUGUUUUACAAAGAGUUUAACUACGUUGAUGUCUGCCCUGAAAAGAAAGCCGAACUUUCAAAUGAGAAAAAUGGCAAAUCGUGUUGCUGCGAUUUUACCCAGCUCACUAAAUUCAUGCAGCAACAGAUCCAACUUCAACUCCAACAGCAGCAACAAUGUGGUGGUCAACAAUCCGGUGGUCAACAAUGCUGUGGUCAACAAUCCGGUGGUCAACAAUCCGGUGGUCAACAAUGUGGUGGUCAACAAUCCGGUGGUCAACAAUGCUGUGGUCAACAGAACCAGAAACAACAAUGUCCAAUGACAAAUACUGAACAAAAUGCAUGCCCACUUAAUCCACCAGUGCCACCACCACCACCCGCACCUGCAUCAAUUUGCUCAUCAGUCCAACAAAGUCAGGCAUGCUGUUCGCAAUAUUUCACCCCUGUCGCCCCCGUACAGCCACCAUGCCAAGGUCAAGGUGAAAGUAUUGCUAGACCCCCACAGAACUUGGCGUGCCCUAACAAUGGACCCACUCCGAAUUUUGGGGGAUGCUGUGGUCAAAGAUGCGGUGGCGCAACAAAUGUCUCAAAUAACACAGCAUGUCAUCAAACGCCUCCUUCCACCAGCGAAGGUCAAGCUCGUUGCGGAUGCCGGGCAGCAGCUCUAGGGACGAAAUCCAACCAUGCGGGAGUCGGUGUAGCAAAAUGCCCGCAGCCACCACCACCACCACCACCUUGUCCACCACCUCAAGCAACAAUGCAGACUGGUGAAUCGCCUCCAGACCCCGGAACGCAAAAAAAGGAGAUGAUUGAAGGAGAUGGAGAAGAAGACGGUUAUGGGGGCUGGAAGUUGAAAGACAUUGGCGAAACUGAUGGAAAUCGGGGAAGCGGCGGUGGCGGUGGUGGAAAGGACGGGGAAGAAAGGUCUUGGGCGUUGAGGGACAUUGGCGAAGUUGACGCAAAUCGUGGUGGUGGAAGCGGCGGUGGUGGUGGUAAGGACGGGGAAGAAAGAUCUUGGGCGUUGCGGGAUGUUGGCGAAGUCGGACCCACUUCAGAAUUAGGGUGGAAACCAAUGUUUGGCAGUCGUGGUGGUCCGCCGGGCGAUGGAAACGCUGCCCAAAAAGGAGACUGGACCGCGCUGGAUGUCGACGUGCAAAAACCUGAGCCUGUAAACGUGUCUGUCGUUGAAAAUGUGCAAGCGAACGCAGCAGUAGCAGGGGCACGAAUGCCUAUGCCUACAAAUUAUCGCUGUUGUCCGCCCUGUCCUGGACUCCCAACAGCUCCACCAGCUCAAAAUAGCAGUAAUAAUGCUGUUAAUGACCUCCCUCCAAAAUGUGAAACUGCACAAGAAGGUACAAAAUACUGGAUUUGAUGCCCCCUUUUAU
Molecule: messenger RNA, 1471 nt
Organism: Folsomia candida
Lineage: Eukaryota; Metazoa; Arthropoda; Collembola; Entomobryomorpha; Isotomidae
Product: basic salivary proline-rich protein 2-like
Exons: 5
Coding region: 1-1458 (485 amino acids)
Source: RefSeq, a predicted model, not a curated record